Humulus lupulus (European hop) is the source of this 682-nucleotide messenger RNA. RefSeq names its product cytochrome c. The transcript is spliced from 3 exons. The coding region runs from base 73 to 411 and encodes 112 amino acids. Lineage: Eukaryota; Viridiplantae; Streptophyta; Magnoliopsida; Rosales; Cannabaceae. The record is from RefSeq and is a predicted model, not a curated record. Gene Ontology annotation, molecular function: electron transfer activity; heme binding. Gene Ontology annotation, biological process: mitochondrial electron transport, cytochrome c to oxygen; mitochondrial electron transport, ubiquinol to cytochrome c. Gene Ontology annotation, cellular component: mitochondrial intermembrane space.
UCGGUUCCUCGAACCCUCAUAUGAUUUUUACAAACCCUAAACCUUCAACUUUCUUGCACUGCAAAAUAUAAAAUGGCGUCCUUCGACGAAGCUCCUCCCGGAAAUUCCAAGUCUGGAGAGAAAAUCUUCAGGACCAAGUGCGCUCAAUGUCACACUGUUGAAAAAGGGGCCGGCCACAAGCAAGGACCCAAUUUGAAUGGAUUGUUCGGAAGGCAGUCUGGAACAACCGCUGGAUACUCGUACUCAGCUGCAAACAAGAACAGGGCUGUGACUUGGGAGGAAAAGACAUUAUAUGAUUACUUGCUGAAUCCCAAGAAGUACAUUCCUGGAACGAAGAUGGUGUUUCCUGGAUUGAAGAAACCACAGGAUCGUGCAGACCUUAUUGCAUAUUUGAAGGAAUCUACUGUUUGAUAUUUUGAUCCAUUUCCUAUUCCAUUUUGCAGCUUAUGAUUUAUUCACACAGGGGUUGAGAAGUUUCUUUUUUAGCCUUAAUAAUAAACCUCGGGACUUUUAAGGGCUGUGAUGCUCUUUCUUGUGUAGUUUUCUUUUCCUAUUGCUUCUCUUGGAAUGUUAGAAGAGGUUGCUGUGAUUGGCAAAACAUGACACAUUCAAUUUGUUUCCCUUUUUAUGAAUCUGGUGGAACACCAUUUUUAUUGGAUGAUAAAAUUUUUUGGUUGUCUGA